Saccoglossus kowalevskii is the source of this 1368-nucleotide messenger RNA. Its product is annotated as alpha-N-acetylneuraminide alpha-2,8-sialyltransferase-like. Gene Ontology annotation, molecular function: alpha-N-acetylneuraminate alpha-2,8-sialyltransferase activity. The record is from RefSeq and is a predicted model, not a curated record. Gene Ontology annotation, biological process: oligosaccharide metabolic process; N-glycan processing. Lineage: Eukaryota; Metazoa; Hemichordata; Enteropneusta; Harrimaniidae.
AUGGGUGGUAUAGAAUUUCUCUUAAUAUAUACAUUAAACUUGGUAGAUCCUCCAAGCGGUAAAGGUCUUCUUUUAACCUCACAUCAGGACGAGACACAUAUUUCCCUGAGUCGAAGUAAAAUUCAAAUUCAAGACACUUUAACUUUUACGAAAUCAGAUUAUAUUGCAAAUGAGAAAAAUAGUAAUAUCGUUGCUACCAAAGUUAUUGAGGAGAUAGAACAUGGAGAUGAUAACGAGGAUGAUUUAGUCGAUGAAGAUGACACCGUUGAGAGUUACCUUAGCAACACAAAUAACAACAAAAGUAAUGAAACAAAAAUAUACACAGCUGAAUUGACUAAUAGGACUAAUGCAGUUUUGAAAGAAGUGAGUAAAGGCGAAUUGAGUAAUGAUACAUCUAUCUGUUCCGCUGCUGGAGAUAUCUUAGGCGAGAAAUGUAAAGAUAUUACAUUAGUUCAAAAUCAGACAGCACCAACUGUUAAAAGCGAUAGCAAUUUAGGAUUUCCAUGGUUUGACAAGAAGUGGAGUUUUAAUGCAACAGCCGCAGAUGAACUAAGAACACAAUUGGAAGAAUCAUGCCAUACACGAGAACUCUUUUUAACUACAAAGCAAAAUGUUAAACAGAAUUCGACAUUGCAGUAUGAAGGAGAACCAAGAAAAAGAUUACUUAUUACAUCACAAGUACACAAUAUUUUACCAAAGGAAAUGCCCUUUGUUAAUAAAACAUUGAAGAAAUGUAGUGUCGUUGGUAGCAGUGGUAUCUUACUUGGAAGUAUGUGUGGCCAACAAAUUGAUGACUCAGACUUUGUAGUCAGACUUAAUUUGCCAGGUGUUUACAAUUAUCGCAAAGAUGUUGGAUCAAGAACUGAUUUGGUCUCAUGCAAUCCAACAAUUCUAAAAUCAACUUACUCAGGUCUUCAAACCAGGGAAGCAAGACAAAGUUUUAUUGAAGCGCUUAAAGAAUAUGGAAAUGCUUCAAUUUAUUUACCAGCAUUUGCCUUUAAAACCUGCACAGAGUCAUCGUUCAGAGCUUAUACAACGCUGCGAUCCACUACCAGGGAAGUUGUAUUUGCUCACCCAACCCACAUGUGGUUGGUCAGGAAGUUCUGGAAUGAUCAAGGAGUAGGAGCUGUCAGGAUUUCAUCCGGACUAUUGCUGUUCACCAUUGCUAUGGGACUGUGUGAUGAGGUUCAUCUCUAUGGUUUCUGGCCCUUCCAGGAAGACAUGCACGGUAGACCAGUCUACUAUCACUAUUUUAAUGAGAAUGCUUAUAUGCUUAACAAGAAGAAGAAGAAAAUGCACUGGCAUGAGAUGCCAUCUGAAUUCAAACAGUUGCAAGAUUUACACAUGAAAGGUGCCAUCCAUGUGCAU